AUGAACCAAAUGCAGAGCACGUUGAUGCCAUUUCUGUAUCCUUGCUUCUUCCAGGGCGCCUCAUCCUCCGUUCGAAUUCACCGACAUCGAAUCCCAUCACGGCUGCGAAGACAUCUACUUCAUACCACACCGCGCCAGAACCAGCCAUCGCUCGCCGCCAUCAAUGCAGCUCGUCGUGCCGCAGCCCACGAGCCACCGCCUCCCGUCACCAGUACUCACCUGAACCCUUCACCGGAUGACUACUCCCGCAAUGUCUUUGUCGACAAAUGUUCCCUGACUGUGCACGCCGGAUCGGGAGGCAAUGGCUGCGUGUCAUUCCUUCGCGACGCACACAUCUCCGACGGCCCUCCUAAUGGCGGCGACGGAGGCUCGGGAGGAAACAUCUGGAUCCAAGCCGUCGCGGGACAAACAAGCCUCCACAAACUGGCGAGACGAGGCAUCGUCAAAGCAGGCAGAGGAAUAGGGGGUCAGGGCAAGAGUCAAGGAGGCCGCAAGGGAGAGGACAUCUGCGUCCAGGUGCCUGUAGGCACUGUGGUCCGCGAGGUCUGGCGCAGCGACCCCCUCGCCGACGAAGAAGCACGCAUCAAAGAACUCCGGGCCAUGAGCGACGAAGACCCGUACAGCCAACCCGACCACGGCCUCCGCAACAAAUGGAUCCUCUACGCCGGCGUGUCCAACGUGGACGCAAAGCACGUCGUCGCUCACCUCCCACCUCCUCCGAAGUCAAGACGCUCACACCUUGCCGUCCUCGCCCCUCCGGCGCCUAUAAAGCUGGACCUCGACAAGCCCAUGGAAAAGCCCAUUCUCCUGGCCGCGGGUGGCGUCGGUGGCCUGGGCAACCCCCAUUUCAUGACCAAGGACGACCCCAAACCGAAAUUUGCAACCAAAGGUGAACUCGGCAUUCGUCUCAAACUCGAGCUCGAGCUCAAACUUCUCGCGGACGUCGGGCUGGUCGGGCUCCCCAACGCCGGCAAGUCGACGCUGACGCGGGCCAUCAGCAACUCACGCACACGCAUUGGAGACUGGGCCUUCACCACCCUUGCUCCCACCAUCGGCACCGUCGUGCUGGACAACAACGAAGGCCGUCCUCUGGUCCGCUCGGGCAUCCAGGGGGAAGCGCCACGCGUGAACUUCACCGUCGCCGACAUCCCAGGGCUGAUUGAGGACGCGCAUCUCGACAAAGGCCUCGGUCUCGAGUUCCUGCGCCACGUCGAGCGCGCCAGGGUCCUCGCGUUCGUCGUUGACCUGUCUGCCGGCGACGCUGUGGUCGCGCUCAAGAACCUCUGGAAGGAAGUCGGCGAGUACGAGGCCCUCCGGAACCGCGAACUCAACGAGCAAACCGAGAAUAGACUUGUCAACUGGUCGCCGUUUGAGCCUCUCUCGUCGUCGUCACCGACCCCCUCACCUGGCGACGACGAAGAACCUCUGUACGACGAAGCAGGCGAAGCCAUCUCGAUAUUCCCACCGCAGUCGACGAGCACGACCCUCGAGCCGCUGAGGUUGCCACCAAUCAGCGCAAAGCCGUGGUUCGUCAUCGCGACAAAGGCAGACAAGGACGCCCGCGUCACACAGGACGAAUUCGCCAAGCUGGCUGCGUACGUGCGCCAGGUCGAAGCUCGUCAGGUCGACCAUCCCAGCGGCAACGAGAACGGGUGGAGAAACCGUGUCGCCGCCAUACCGGUAUCAGCCAUAAAUCGCCAAGGUAUGGACAAGGUGAUACGGUAUACGGCCGGUGUGCUUGAUAGUUUGAAAGUUGCGUAUUAA
Exophiala spinifera is the source of this 1764-nucleotide messenger RNA. Its product is annotated as obg family GTPase CgtA. The record is from RefSeq and is a predicted model, not a curated record. The transcript has a single exon. Gene Ontology annotation, molecular function: GTP binding; GTPase activity. The coding region runs from base 1 to 1764 and encodes 587 amino acids. Gene Ontology annotation, cellular component: mitochondrion. Lineage: Eukaryota; Fungi; Ascomycota; Eurotiomycetes; Chaetothyriales; Herpotrichiellaceae.